This is a messenger RNA of Elaeis guineensis (African oil palm), 989 nucleotides long. RefSeq lists its product as uncharacterized. NCBI's taxonomy places the organism in Eukaryota, Viridiplantae, Streptophyta, Magnoliopsida, Arecales, Arecaceae. The record is from RefSeq and is a predicted model, not a curated record.
UUUCCUUCCCCUAGAACCCGGAGCAAACUGCGGAUGAUUUCUCUUAAUAAAUAUCCUCCCAAACCCUCCAACCAUAAAAACUCCAACCAAGCAUUCACUCCCCAGGCUCACCAUUCUCCCAUGCCAGCAAAAAGCCCACUCCAUUCCUUCUAAUUCUCCACAGCUUCUACUGCCACUUCAUCUGCAACACCGGUUCUACCAUUCUCCUUGCCAUCAAAAACACAUUCAUAACUCCUAUUAGGCCUUCGCUACUGCUGCCACCUUUUCCGCUGCAACACCAUACCUCACAUGAUCAUAAGUUCCCUGGGUGAAGGCAUCAAUAUCAAGCAUGGAAGUCGAGUCUGCGACGUGCGAGUGCUGCGGGCUGCGAGAGGACUGCACCCAGGAUUACAUAAGUGGUGUGAAGGCCAAUUUUGAUGGCAUAUGGUUAUGCGGGCUAUGCUCCGAGGCUGUGAGAGAUGAAGUGAGCAGAGGCAGGAGGAAGGUUUAUGGAGUGGAGGAGGCUGUGAAGGCACAUAUGUCCUUCUGUAGGAAAUUCAAAUCCAAUCCUGCGGUCCGAGUAGCUGAUGGAAUGAGGCAAAUGCUUCGGAGGAGGUCUGGAGACAUGUCGAAAUCCGACUCAGGAGUUUCUUCCAAGAAGUUUGGCAGGUCGGCGAGCACAUUACAAGUGGGGGAUAAGACUUCAGUCUCCCUCAUCUGAUUUGAGAGAGUUCUAAGAUUGAAUUGAUAUCAGUUUAUUGGGGUGCUCAGUCCUUCUAAUCUUAGCUCUUUUCUACUUUCUUCUGUGUUUCUGAUGUCUGUGUAUAGAGGGAUUGAUCUCAGUGGAUCUUUCUGAGGUCCUCAGGACUCUAAUCAAAUUUCCUUCGAAAUAAAUGUGCUUGUUUCCUAUUUAGAGAUAUUGCAGGUCUGGUGGGUUUUGAUUGACUAUCCUCAUAUGUUCCUUAAUUGUAUUGAUCUGAUCUAAUGAAGAUUUAUCCUUGGGAGCUAAA